AUGCUUUCCAGUAAAACAAAGCACUACCUCCAUUGUCUUCUCUUCUUUACUGUAAUAGUUAUUGUUGAAAUAUUUGCCGGUGGUAUAAAAGUAUUAGAAGGAGGAGCGUUUGUACCGGCUACAGAAAUCAACCCUUGGGUUCAGUAUGGAAUAUUGGGUGCAUCGCUGCUGUAUUUGUUGCGAUUGAUGACGUUUUUACCAUUACCCCAAGUUUUGUUUAAUUUCGUAGGACUCACUUUUUAUAAUGCUUUUCCUGAUAAGGUAGUCUUGAAAGGAUCUCCUCUUUUGGCUCCUUUCAUAUGUAUUAGAGUGGUAACAAGGGGAGAUUUUCCACAGCUUGUUAAAAACAAUGUAAAUAGAAAUAUGAAUAAGUGCUUGGAUGCGGGUAUGGAAAACUUUUUGAUUGAAGUUGUAUCUGAUAAACCUAUUGGGCUGGAUGAACACAGACGCAUUCGAGAAGUUGUUGUACCAUCAAGUUACCGUACAAAAAGUGGUGCUUUAUUCAAAGCUCGUGCCCUGCAGUAUUGUCUUGAAGAUAAAGUUAACAUUUUAAGUGAUAAUGAUUGGGUUGUUCAUUUGGAUGAAGAGACUCUACUGACAGAGAACUCAGUUAAGGGUAUACUCAAUUUUGUUAUGGAAGGCAAACACCAAUUUGGGCAAGGACUGAUAACUUAUGCAAAUGAAGAAGUGGUUAAUUGGCUUACAACAUUAGCCGACUCUUUUCGGGUAACUGAUGAUAUGGGAAAACUGAGGUUGCAGUUCUUGAUGUUUCACAAGCCUUUGUUCAGUUGGAAAGGAUCUUUUGUUGUGACUCAGGUGGGAGCCGAAAAAGACGUUUCCUUUGAUAAUGGCUUGGACGGUUCGGUAGCAGAAGACUGCUUUUUCGCAAUGCAAGCUUACAGCAAAGGAUACAGCUUCAAUUUCAUUGAAGGCGAGAUGUGGGAAAAAUCACCUUUCACCCUUUGGGAUUUUGUACAGCAACGGAAACGAUGGAUGCAGGGAAUCCUCCUUGUGGUCCACUCGAAAUCCAUACCUUUUAAAAAUAAAAUAUUCUUAGGUUGCUCUUGCUACUCUUGGCUAACUUUACCCUUGUCUGUCUCCAAUGUGCUAUUGGCUUCAAAAUUUCCCAUUCCUUGUCCACCCGCUAUUGAUUUUUUGGUCGCAUUUAUCGGAGCCGUCAAUAUAUACAUGUUUAUAUUUGGUGUUAUUAAAUCAUUCACGGUAUACAGGUUUGGGCUGAGCAGAUUUUUACUGUGUGUUGUGGCGGCAGUGAUAGUGAUUCCUUUCAACUUGAUAAUUGAAAAUAUAGCUAUUAUUUGGUGUAUUUUAGGAAAGAAACACAAAUUUUAUGUUGUCAAUAAGAGCGUGGGGCCUGCCAUUACUGUCUAAGUUCAACAAUAUAUUUAUUGUCAGUCUGAAUUAUAAUUUUGAUCGAUUGAUAAUCAGUGUGAAUUGGUAUCCAAAAUGGUUUGAAUGUUUCAUCUGAAUCGUGACAGGCUCUUGAACAGAAUAAUAAUUGAACUGUAAUCAGGAAAUUUCAAUUACUGUUAUUUAUCAGUAAAAAGCUACAAAACUCUGAGGUGCUUUUUGAAUGUACUCGACGUAUUUUAAGAGCACGGAUAGGGUGGAAUAAUUCUCCAAUGCUCAGAAUUAUUGCAAUAUUGUAGUCAUAGUCCAAAGAUGCUGUUUCGCUCAAAUAUUUUCCCUAAUAUUUUCCAAUAAGAUACGCUGAAGAUUAGAUAUAAAAGUUCUCUUUCAUAAAUGAAAUGAUUUCAUUGGGAAUAUACAUUUUUUGAACCAAGAGGAGCAAACAUUUUUUGUGGAAUAAAUACACAUAUUCAAUAUCAGCUAUCAGUAAUUUCAAUUUCACAUGUAGAAGUGGAUUUUGAAAGUUUAUUACCAAAUAUACGAUCAGUUCAAUUUAGAUUUGUCCACUGUAAAAAAUAUAGUAAAUAUCCUUUUUUUUUCUGAAUUACAAUUCAGUUAUUUUGCUCCCUUGGAACGGAUCAAAGAAUGGAACAUGAUCAAGUUCUUAAACUUACCGAUGAAUUCACUGAUGGAUUCAUCUAUUGGUCCAUUUGAAACGUUAGUGUGUUUGUAUUGGUUAAAGCGAUCCAUUGGAAAUUUUCUGUUGAAUUUUAUAACUAAUGGAGCUAAUUUACUUGAAAUCAUGUUAUUGGAAAUUUUACUACAAAGGGGCCAAGAAUGACUUAUUAUUGACAAAAUGGUUAAGGCUUUCGUGGCCGAGGUUUUUAGUGUUACUAUUAUUCGGGUUGGAAGGCUGUGUAAUUUUGGAAUUUUUCAUGACGUUUCGCUGGAACGAGUGGCUACCUUCUUCAAAGGUUUAUAUGUCCUGUGUUGAUAUCCGAUGACUAAAUAUUACGGUUUCCUGACCUGUAUACCUGAAUUAGGCAAUUUGUCGGUAACAUAAAUGGACCCUUUUCUACCUGGCGUCAUGCUGUUUGCUAUCAUGGAAUUUCUCAGAAUGGGAUUCCAUAUUUGAUUUAGUUUCUCCGCUUCUUUUUUUCUGUUGAAAUUAUCCGUAUGUUUGUGGAUCUCUGUUGCCUCCCGUACCAGUCGGCAAUUUCAAACAUAAUCCUGUGGUUUCCUUCACUAAGUUUCGUGUUCUGUGACACACGACUUGUCCCUUUGACCUAGUCUGCAGUUUCUUUCAUGCUCCUUCAGCCUUGUUCCCAUGGAUCUUUUGGUGGUUCCAAUAUAUAUACCUUUCCACAAUUGCGAUAAACCCCUGCUGCUGAUAAUCACAUACCUUGAAAAAGUACCUAAUCCAGAUACAAUUAUUAGCACUCCAAACUACCUGACACCUGUAAUAUUCAGUCAUCGGAUAUGAACCCAGCAUGCAUAAACCUCUGAAAAAGCUGGCCACUCGCGCCAGCAAAACGUCAGGAAAAAUUCCAAGAAUACACAGCCUUUGAACCCGAAAAAUUGUGACAAUGAUGAAUUAUUAUUGUUUGAAAUAUUGCCUUUCAUGUUUUAUGUAAAGUCCAAACCUGCAUGUAGCAUUCUACUUUAAAAUGAUUUCAUAUGAUCUCGGUUAACCCUAACUCUAAUUGAAGUCGUUUGCCAUGGUUGAAUUUUCGUUACUUUUAUGGUAGACAAACUUUGUUACAGAAUCAUUUUCCAUUUUCCUCAAAUAUAUUAUGCAUUUGUAUUUUGAAAUAUCAAAUAUUCCUUUUCAACAUUACCUUUCAGAAGGAAAUCUUAAAAAAUAAUAACCAGGUACCAAGAAGUCAAUUGUACUUAGCUCCAAAAUUUAAAGAAAACCAUGAAAAUGGAAAAUGUCAAUUGGCAAUAAUUAUUUAUAAUUUUGAGUUUGUAUUUGCAAGAUGACUGAAUAUCCAUUUACAAUAGAUAUGGGUAAAUAAAUGCAUAUCAAUGUAUAAGUUAAAAAAUAUUCUAAGUAGGUUUGAAAUGAGUAUAGCUACUUAUAUAGGCUUAAAGGUUUGUCAUUGCCCAAUUAAGGUACUCACUAAUAUUAUUUAUAUUAUUUAUCAAUUUAAAUAUAAUUCAGAAGUAUCAAUGAGAAAUUUGUAUAUGUAGUAGAAUAGUUGAAAAAGUGGCAACUACAGAAUAAUUAAUUUAUUGCAAUUCCAUUUUCAACUUUUCAAAUAAAUAUAUCAAUUGAUAAUUUUAUACCAUUUGAACAAACUUCUAAAUUUCAAAACAAUGUUAGUACUGUUGAUGCGAAUAAAAAGCAUAUUUCAGUUCAAUAAAUAUCGGAAGUCAUACAAACAAUUGUAUUUUGAAUUUCAGUGAAGAUUGAAUUCCUAAAUAUUUUCUUCUUUAUCAUUUUUAGUGGAUGUCUUUAUGGGUAUAAAUCAAUUGUGCCAAUGAUAUAACUUUCAUUAUUCUACUACAGCUACAGAAGCAUUAAGUUUAGACAUAAUUUUUCUACUCUCAUCACUUGUUCCAAAAUGUCACUGAACCCUGGUAAUCUUCAUGGUUGCAAUUUAUUUAUAAAUAUUUACUGAUCCCGGUGAUUCAUCAGUCACAUUGAGAGAUAUGUUUUUAUCUCGUGUUCCUCCUGAAUCUUACUUAAAUUUAAUUUUCCAUGUUAUCAGUCAGGCGAAAUUUGCUAACAAUAAGAUACACUUUCUCAAUAUUUUUUAUUUUACAUUAUUUCAUGUGUAGUUUGCUCUCAGAUUCUAUAGUUAAGUCAUCUGUGAUUCAUUUGUAUCUUUUAAAACAAACUAAACUCAUUCAUCAUCAAAUUGAAGAGUAAAGUGGAAAAUGGCAUUUUGAAAAAAUCAAACUGAUCAUUUUCUAUUGUUUGAUUGAUUUAUAUUAUCCAGCAUUUGCACUAUUCAUAUUAUGUGUAACAUUGAUAUUGGCAAAUAUUUGUUGAAAAUUCCCAGUUUGAUUUCAUCAUUUGUCAAUAUAUCUGUGUACCCGAGGAAUUAGGAAAAUUAUUCUACAGAAACCCCAAAUGUUUAGACAGUUGGUAAUUGAAAUUGUUUUUGAACUCUGCAGUGAAUAAUCGUUGAUUUUUAAAUUCGUUUGUCAAUAAAUUAUAGCAAUUCCUCAACUGAAUUAGCUUGUUUUAACAUGAAGAAACUCAGUGCAACUUAACGAGAGUAUCUUGAAAUUUCUAGAAAGAUCUUUCAACCAACAUAUUACAAAUGUUAUUGGCAACUUUUACUAUGUAAAAAAGCAAUUUCACCAAAAUGGGGGUUCAUUAGAAGGUGUCCUGCCACUCAAACCUUUUAAUGAAAUUUAACAUCAAUGUGUCACCUACAACUAAAUCCACUCUACGGAGGUAUUUCUACCUACUAUCUUGAGGGUUCUCAUAAGGUUCCAUCAGAUAAAAGUGAUUCCUCAUAAUAUUUGCCAAUGAACCCAAAUGUUUUCCCCAAUCUCUGAAGUCCUAUAUACUGUUUCCAAAUGUACAUUGAAUUUAAAUAAAAAAAGUGCAAAUUUCUGAGGAGGAAUCAUUAGUUGUUCUAAUUAAAUUAAGUGAUGUCAUCCUUGUUUAGUCUCUUCUAUGCUUAUGUCAAUUACUUAUAAAGAAAAGGUCCAAUCAUUUUAACAAGCAUAUGGACAUUUAAGAAAAAAAUUUGGGUAUUCAUCGACAUCACAGCGAUGUUUUUCCUUGAAUUUUUUCUUAAGGUUCCCUAGUAUUCAAAGGCAAUUUUCAUUGAAAAUCCGAAUCAUCUAAUUAUGAAAUCGAUAUGAAGAUAUCCUUAAAUUAUUUGUUCUGCUAUGAUUAUAAUGAAAAAAGCAGAUAGUAAAAAGUGCUUUUUGAUUCUUUUCAGGAUAAUUACAAUAGAGUGGCUUUCAGAUCAGAAUGUAUUGUUAGCAAAUUUAUAGUUACAUUGCAAAUGAAACAUUCUCUUGUUGUAACAGAAACCUAUUUGGUUUAUUUUGCAAAAAUUUCAAAUUAUCAUUUGGGAAGAGAGCAUGUUUCAUUAAAAUAAAAAACUGUCAUGUUUCCCUAUGAAAUAUGACAAGAAAUUUCAUUUUGGAAAUGUGUUGAUUAGAAAAUUGUUGAUUGUGUUGGUAUGGGACUGACAGUUUUUAAUUUUGUGUUUACUUUCUUCAAAAAAUAUGUUUUAGGAACUAGCCGAUCCUGAAGAAGUACUAUUACACUGUAUCGUUCACUCUCCAAUUGGUAGAUUUUUUCAGGUAUUAACUCUUAGGUAGGACGUUUUUUAUAAUCUGUAGGAAACAGGAGACCGAACCAAGAAGGCAGUUAACAGUUACCAAAAACCACAAUUUUUUUUUAAAUUUUGGAAAAAUGAUUCACCUCAAAACACAAAAUGUGGCAAUUAAUGAAGGAUAUAUUUUUAGGAGAUUGUGUUUCAGGGUACAGUUGUACUUUGCUUAAAAAUAUACGGGUUUUGUAUCUGUUAGUUAUUGAACCUAAUAUGUUGUAUUUAUGUGUAUCAAUUAAUUUUUUCAGAAGGUUGCAUAAAAAGGCCAUAAAUAAUCUUCCAGCAGUUUUCAAUGUAUAGAUUGGUUUCAACACAUUAUAUAUACUGUAUUAUGGGGUUGUUGACGCGGGAAUCAUAAAUUUGAACUUUCCAGACUUCCUAGCGAAUUUCAUUUGAAAUGAUUGUUAAUUUGUCACCAGAAAUAUUUUAGGUGACUAAAAUUGGACUUUAAAAAAAUGGGGACUUGCUUUUGAAAAAGUGAUUCUUAGAACAGAAAAAUUAUUGAUGUUUCAUCACAGUGGUCGGUCUCCUUUGCUAUUGAGAAGACUUAACUUGUAACUAGUCAUUCGUUUAAUAAAUUAUAGUAGCUCCAAUCACAUUUAUAGAAAUACAUUUUUUGUUAGGAUUCUUACUUGUUUCUUUGUACAGAAUGGAAAUGUAAUGUAUAAUUAAAAUCUUAUUAUGAUGAGCAGAA
Leptinotarsa decemlineata (Colorado potato beetle) is the source of this 6366-nucleotide messenger RNA. It is a transcript of the gene egh, whose product is annotated as egghead. The record is from RefSeq and is a predicted model, not a curated record. Gene Ontology annotation, cellular component: cytoplasm. Gene Ontology annotation, molecular function: beta-1,4-mannosyltransferase activity. Lineage: Eukaryota; Metazoa; Arthropoda; Insecta; Coleoptera; Chrysomelidae.